AGAUGGCCACGUCCAUAACACUCAGCCUGGACAACUUACCCUCCGAUCCGUUACUCCUGGUGCUGUCAUUUCUGGACUUCAGAGACUUGAACAGCUGCAGUUUUGUUAGUCGUCGACUCAAUGAGCUGACAGGUCAUAACCCGCUAUGGAAGAGGCUUUGUCAAAAGCACUGGCUGCUCACAGAGACAGAUAAAGCCCAGAGAGGUGUGACCUGGAAGGAGUUGUUUCGGGAGUAUUACACCGAUCUGGGCCGUUACAUUGACUAUUACAGCACUCUCAAGAAAGCCUGGGAUGACCUGAAGAGCUACCUGAAUCAGAAAUGCCCUCGAAUGAUAGCUUCACUCAAAGAGGGAGUGAGGGAGGAUGAGCUUGACACCAUUGAGGCUCAGAUUGGCUGCAAACUCCCUAAUGACUAUCGUUGCUCAUAUAGGAUACACAAUGGGCAGAAACUGGUGGUUCCUGGGUUGAUGGGGAGCAUGGCCUUGUCCAAUCACUAUCGCUCAGAGGACCUGUUGGAUAUUGAGACAGCAGCAGGAGGGUUUCAGCAGAGGAAGGGCAUACGACAGUGUCUUCCGCUUACUUUUUGCUUUCAUACCGGCCUCAGCCAGUACAUGGCUCUGGAGAGCACAGAAGGACGAAUGCGCAGUGAGAUCUUCUAUCAGUGUCCGGAUCAGCUGGCACAAGAUCCCUCUGCUAUUGACAUGUUCAUUACAGGCUCAAACUUUACGGAGUGGUUUACUUCUUACGUCGACAAUGUCGUAACGGGAGAAUACCCCAUCAUUCGGGACCAGAUAUUCAGGUAUGUACAUGACAAGCGCUGUGUGACGACCACUGGUGACAUUAGUGUAUCCGUCUCUACCUCCUUUCUGCCAGAGCUAAGUUCUGUCCAUCCGCCACACUUUUUCUUCACCUACAGAAUCAGGAUUGAGAUGGCAAAGUCGGCCCUGCCAGAGAAUGCAUGCCAGCUAGACAGUCGAUACUGGAAGAUCACGAAUGCUAAUGGAAAUGUGGAAGAGGUCCGUGGACCCGGUGUUGUGGGUGAGUUUCCAGUAAUGACACCCGGUAAAGUUCACGAGUACGCCAGCUGUACCACAUUCUCCACAACCUCCGAGUACAUGGAAGGCUACUACACAUUCCACCGGCUCCAGAACAAAGAGGAAGUGUUUGACGUCGCAAUCCCACGAUUUCACAUGGUGUGCCCACCAUUCCGUGAAUCAAUGGUGCGGUCGUGCUCGGUCAGUGAAGUGUCUGCUCCCUAUAAUGAAGAGAAUUCAUCAGACACAGAUGACUAUGAGGAGGGAAACAUGCGUGGAAUAAACAUUGCUGAUCCGGGAAGACGCUGCCCUCGGCACGUCUGAUGCACUUUUGCAUGUCAAGGCCCAGGCACAUCCAGGCACGCUCAUUCAAACAGGAGAGCAGGGAGACAAACAGAGCUUUUAGGAUUGCAUUGUUUAUUGUUCAGCGCCUUUGUGCCUGUCUCCUCUUGAGCGCUAUCUCCAGUUUGUGAGGACAUGUGUCUCUAGUGGUGUGUGUGUGUGUGUGUACGCUUGUGCCUGUGAAUGUGUGACAUCAUUGUAUAUUCUCUCAGCUGCAGUUUUGUAAGUCGUCAACUCAAUGAGCUGACAGGUCAUACAUAACCUGCUAUGGAAGAGGCUUUGUCAAAGCACUGUCUGUUAGAGUGUUUUGUGGUUGAGUGAAAGUUUGUUGUAUGUGUGAGAGAUUGGCUGUAGGCGGGUUUCACAAUGACCUGAUACUUAUUGUACACUUCACAAUUGUAGUAAUCCUUAAGAGAGAAAUUACUGACCGUGUGUGUGUUGAGAGAUUGGCAGAGUUAACUAUUCUUAUUUUAGUUUGUAAAACAAAUUAAUCACAUUUGUAUGGAUGACUGUACAGUGUGAAUGUGUUUGUGUAUAUCCAUUUGUCUUUGUAUAGAGAGUUUCAGGGGAGAUUCUGUUAUGUGAAACGGCUCCAGUUAAAGAGAUAAAAGCACAUAGACUCAAACCAGCCUGUUCAUACACUGCAUCAGCUUCAACACAUUUUAGCGAUAAUCAAACAUUUAUUAGUUACUUGGUGUUUGCUGGAUAGCUGUGCAGAGGACCUGUUCUCACACACAUUCAGAUAGAAGCACACUGAAUGUUAAAUAGACCUCAUCUGCCUUCUCCUUAGCUCAGAUCAUCGUGAGGACAAGGACUGGAUGUUAUACAGACGAAUGCAAAUAUGUGAGGAAACAAAAGAAACAUAGACAGUUUUUUCUCAUAAUGGCAAGUAAACCUUAUCUUGUGUAAAGAGGAUAUGAUUUUCAUGUUAAAGAUUGCAGUUGUAUUGUAAUCAUCAUUGUAAAAUAAUGCAGUGCAGUUGGAUUUUUCAGCCGUUAUUAUAUUCUUGGUUUAGCCCUAUCUGGCUGGUUAAAUAGCCCUGUCUGGCUGGUUAAAAAUGAGUAUUCUGAUUACAUUAACUCACCUUCGAUUUUUUCCAAAUCUGUAUUCAUUUCUUUGUUCUGAUGAAUACAGAGAAAGAUGUUUAGAAGAACCAAACAGAUCCCCAUUGAUUCCCCUAGUGGGAAAAAUUACUUUAUAACUUUUUAGCUUGUUCUGUUGAACACAAAAGAAGACAUUUUGAAGAAUGUAGGAGAGCAAACAGUUCUGGGGCAUUUUUGACUACCAUUGUGUUUUUUCCUACAAAAUCUGUCUGGAUAUAAGCAUUCUUCCAAAUGUCUUUCUCUGUGUUCAUCAGAGAAAUGUAUACAGAGUUGGAACAGCUCGAAUGAGUAAAUGAUGUCAGAAUUUUCAUUUUGAAGUAUCCCUUUAAUAACAGCCUGUUUAUUAUUUGGUUUAUGUGAUUUUUGUUGUUUGGAGUAAAUAAAAGGGUAAUGGUGUAUUGAUAAGA
Triplophysa dalaica is the source of this 2886-nucleotide messenger RNA. It is a transcript of the gene fbxo3, whose product is annotated as F-box protein 3. The record is from RefSeq and is a predicted model, not a curated record. Bases 3 to 1358 code for a protein of 451 amino acids. NCBI's taxonomy places the organism in Eukaryota, Metazoa, Chordata, Actinopteri, Cypriniformes, Nemacheilidae. Gene Ontology annotation, molecular function: protein binding. The transcript is spliced from 11 exons.